Messenger RNA from Lactuca saligna, 330 nucleotides. Lineage: Eukaryota; Viridiplantae; Streptophyta; Magnoliopsida; Asterales; Asteraceae. The record is from the annotation of a GenBank genome assembly.
AUGUCAAACAUGUCAAUGGAAAUGGAAAAUGGUGUUGACCUAACUGUAACUGAGUUCAUGAGUCCACAGAAGAGCAACAUGGAAGAAGUAACAUAUGAUGGAAUCAGUCAAGAAAAUGAAAAUGAGGAUGCAACAGAAGUUGAAAGCCCACAAGAUGAUGAAGAUGACAAUGUACCAGAUGUGAAAGGUCAACCAAGUUUCAAUGAAGACAUGCCUUGGAAGAAGCAGUUGCCAAUUCUAGGUAUGAGGUUUAUCAAUCCUACACAAUUGAAAUUCAUGCUUUGUAAUUAUGUUGUAGCCAAUGGGUUUCAAUUGUAUUAUAAAAAAUGA